This is a messenger RNA of Aureobasidium musti, 375 nucleotides long. The record is from the annotation of a GenBank genome assembly. NCBI's taxonomy places the organism in Eukaryota, Fungi, Ascomycota, Dothideomycetes, Dothideales, Saccotheciaceae.
AUGCCUUACUACGACUACGUCGACGAUAAGCGAACCUUCCAGCGCGGCAUCUUCUCAUUCUUUGCAUUGGUUCUUGCAGGCCUCUGUUUUGCAAACCCUGGUGGUAUCUUCAGAAGCCUGUCCGAGUCGGACUCGUCGAGNCAGCAACAGCAGCAGCCAGAGCAGCCUGGACGAACCCCUUCCCCGAGAAGGGCUCACCAUCACACCUCUUCGCGGGAUGGCAUGAGGGCUCGUUAUCCCUACCCUCCGGAUCAGGACUACGCCCUCCACACCCACCAUCACCACAGCCAUCACCAAAGACACAACUCGCCUCAAUCAACCCAUUCGAGAGCAGACGACCCCUUCGCUUGGGAGAACACCCUCAAGGGGCUCUGA